UGCCUGCCAUCUACGGACCUCGUUUCCUUGCCACCCUGCCCGUCCCCUCGCCGAUCCAUCACCUCCCACCACAUCUGACCAGCCAACUCCGGGGACGCACACGCACCGUCUUGGCUUGGCACUUGGCAGUAUAUAUAGGAGCUAGCUAGCGGACGACGCGCGCGCCCCAUCAAUCGCCAUGGCUGUGGACCUGCAACGCCUGCGCCACAUGUUACUCACCACCGGCGACGGCGCCGGCCACCACCAGCUCGCCUCCGCCGCCGCUGCUAUGCCGGCCAGCGGGCCUUGUUAUGGCGCUGCGGUGCCGAGCCAGAUGGGGCACCAGCCGAACGCGGGCCUCUUCACGCCGCCGCCGCCGCCGGCGGCGGCGGCGGAGCAGUAUUCUGAGUUCUUGGCGAUGGCUGCGGCUGAUCUCGCCAAGAAGGACGUCAGCCUCGACGGUGCCCAGGAAAUGAUCACCAAGAAGCGGAGGCGCGACAAGCAGUCGUUGAUGCUCGGCGCGGCCGACGUUCUCGCGGCCCACGCGCGGCAGCAGACCGUGGACGUCGACGGCAUCCUGCUCAAACAUGCGAAGAAGAUGUGGGCUGCUUUGGCGGAGCAGAGGCAGAGCCACAUGAGGCUCAUCGUGUCGACGGUGGAGGCCAGGGCGGCGAAGCGGCUCAAGGCCAAGGACGAGGAGAUUGAGCGGAUCAGGGGCAUGAACUGGGCGCUCGAGGAGCGCCUUCGGAACCUCUUCAUGGAGGCUCAGUUGUGGCGCGACGUCGCGCAGUCCAACGAGGCCACGGCCAACGUGCUCCGCGGCGACCUGCAGCGCGCGCUCGACGCCCAGGCCGGCGACGGUCAGGAGGACGACGCCGGGUCGUGCUGCUGGGGGGAGAACCAGGCGCCCUUGUGCGCGGAGGAGGAGGGCACGCCGGCGGCAGUGGAGGAGCGUCACGCGACCGGAGCAGGAAGGUGCAAGGGGUGCCGCGAGGGCGCGGCGGUUGUGCUGCUGCUGCCGUGCCGGCACCUCUGCGUUUGCGCGCCGUGCGCGGCCGCGGCGCAGGCGUGCCCGGCGUGCGGAAGCGCCAAAAAUGGCAGCGUCUGCGUCAACUUUUCGUGAUGCGGGAGGAAUAGCUUUAGAGUCGACAUUUUGUUUCCUGGUGAAACUUACUGGACUCGACUUUUGUUUGUAUUCUUUUCUUCGCAUUUUUUGUUGUUCUUGUUGACAUAGAUAUGAGAGGAUGGUUGGAUGACAUAGAUAUGAGAGGAUGAGUUUCACAUUUUAUUUUAUAGUUUAGCUUUGUGCUGAAGCUGUUGGAUCAAUUGUAAGACAAGAAGGCAAACAGUUCGUAGUAUUGCAGAUCAAUGCUUGAAAUUAAA
Hordeum vulgare subsp. vulgare (domesticated barley) is the source of this 1362-nucleotide messenger RNA. RefSeq names its product probable BOI-related E3 ubiquitin-protein ligase 3. Gene Ontology annotation, molecular function: ubiquitin-protein transferase activity. Lineage: Eukaryota; Viridiplantae; Streptophyta; Magnoliopsida; Poales; Poaceae. The transcript is spliced from 2 exons. Gene Ontology annotation, biological process: regulation of programmed cell death. Bases 179 to 1102 code for a protein of 307 amino acids. The record is from RefSeq and is a predicted model, not a curated record.